AUGCCGACAAACAACGCAGAUUUCGCCCUCUCCAAUGUCUUCAACGUCAAGGACAAGGUGGCCGUUAUUACCGGCGGUGGCUCCGGGCUGGGCCUGAUGGCCGCUCAGGCUCUAGCGGUUAACGGCGCGAAGGUCUACAUCGUCGGCCGCACUGAAGCGAAGCUGCAGCGCGCAGCGGCAGCUCACGGACAAGGCAUCAGCGGCUCCAUCAUCCCCCUACAGGGAGACGUCUCGCAAAAAGACGACAUCCGGCGUCUUGUUCAAGAACUCAGCAAGCGACAGCAGUGGGUGGACAUUCUGAUCAACAAUGCCGGCAUCUACAGCAACGAGCAGAAGGCCCGAGGCGCCAGCGCGCAAGAGGUGAAGCAGAACCUGUUCGAGGCGGACAACGCAACCUUUGCGAACUGGACCGAUGUCUAUGCUACCAACGUCGCCGCCGUGUACUUUGUCACGACGGCCUUUCUUCCCCUCCUGCAGCGGGCAAGUGACGAGCGGCCCGGUGUCGCGAGCACCGUCAUCAACAUAUCGUCCAUCAAUGGCUUGAUCAAGGAAUCCCUGAGCCGGUUCGCGUCAAAUGCCGCCAAGGCAGCUACCAUUCACCUGACCAAGAUGCUAGCUGUCGAAAUUGCAAACUGCAAACUGUCCAUCAGGGUCAAUUCCAUUGCACCGGGCUUGUUCCCCAGCGAGAUCACCACGGGUACAAGUGAUGAGUGCCAGAAAUCGCCCCCUCUGCCGGCGGGCACCUGUGCCGAGAUAUCGGCUGGGAGGCCUGGCAAUGAUGUGGACAUGGCGAGUGCGAUUCUCUUUGCCGCUACGAACCAAUACCUCAACGGACAGAUCAUAGUUGUGGAUGGAGGCUACCUGGUUAAAUAUGGAACGCUGUAG
Messenger RNA from Ustilaginoidea virens, 885 nucleotides. RefSeq lists its product as uncharacterized. The record is from RefSeq and is a predicted model, not a curated record. Bases 1 to 885 code for a protein of 294 amino acids. Lineage: Eukaryota; Fungi; Ascomycota; Sordariomycetes; Hypocreales; Clavicipitaceae. The transcript has 4 exons.